AUGCGCGAGCGAGAGCCUGUGAAGAGAGAGAGGGUCAGAGGUGAGAUGGCAAGGGGAUCCUAGUGACAGUAAUAGUGAUGAGCCAGACAAUGCUCCGCUUGCUCCUUCCACUGAAUGAGGAGGAAUAUCUUCUAGGGGAAGCCUCGCACAAUGAUCGCACCGAUGCGGGUGGAGGACGCAGCGCGAGGAAUGAAGCCAGGCGGACGAGCGAGACAGAGAGGAGGCUGGCGACGGCCAGGCGGGCGUGAGGUGGGUGCGCAAGUAACCACCACAGGAACUGAGCCGAGAGGAGGCGAGGCGAGCAGAUGUGAAGGCAUGCAGGCGGAGCGCUGCGGGGCGAGGUGGAGCGUAUUGGAUACGCAACAGCACAUAUACACACGCUUGCUGGCUGCUCUGAUGCUUCGCGGCAGUGCUUCUUCUUCUUCUGCCACUGCUGCUACAGGCACCCGCUGGUUUAAAGGGCGGCCCGAGUGGAGAGAAAACGGCGCCAGCCUCUAGUCCGACGCUCCCGCCGACCUUCUGUUCACCAUUUCACCCGGCCUCUCUUUAAAGCAUCGUGACGCGAUCUUCACGCGUGCCCUUUCUCGCGGUCUUCUUCGAGGCUGGGCCGAGAUCCGGCGUGCAUCCCGCCGUCCCCAGCCUCGCCCCAGUCAUUUUCGCCGCUUCGUCCCCGCGCCUUCCCAGUCCCGUCGAGCAUUCCCCGACCUCCGGUGGGUCUUCGUCGGUCGCCUCUCUCCCGACACCCAGCCGGGACUGCUUAUCUCUCUAGCACUACCCCUCCCCUAGAUUAUAUUCCAAAUUUUUGUCGGACUGGCUUGGCCCCGUGACUCCCGUCGGGCCCGUCCUCCUUUCCCUUCGUCCGCAACUAUAGUUUAUUGGAUACGGCCGCAUUUGAAUCUAUUCACGCGCUUAUCCGUGACUAAACUCGGAGAUCCUCGCGCAGCAUCUGGCGUCGUCGCCAGUCGGAGCGCCACAGGGCCCAUCUGCUUUCCACCAAUCCGGGCCGCCGAGGUCGCUUCUACGGCCACGACGCUGGCAGUGAUGCCUCGAGAAGAGUCGGCCCCACUCGACGUCGCGAGAGAAAUGCUCCUCCGACCUGCGACGGCGCGAGCGGCCUUGCGGCGAACGCCCAGCCGCCCGCGCUUCCCAAGGAAUGAAUGUUCUACUACCGCAGCCUGGGCCUAUAGCGGAAGGAAAUGGUGAAGCAGAAUGGGGAGAUGUGCACCGUCCGAUGACCCGAUCGAACACUUCUCUGGACGUCAUAUUACUUCUACCUAUGUGGAGUAACUACUCGCGCUUCCCAGAUGGUUCUUGUAGCGAGCUUCGUACGACUUGCUGCGGCAAUCCGACACGAGGCGGCCUGGACUUCCACUUAUCUCUGAGGCCCCACCAUUGACUCCUUUUCAUUACCACAAAGUACGUACAGUGCUGAUUGGGCUAGGCCGGGAAGCAUAGCGAUCCUGGCGAUGGUGAGAAUUUUGCGUGACCUCAUACUCCCUCUUUCCAGCAGAAACGUGGCAUUCACAUGUCAUUCCGAACAACGCAGCCUCAAAAUUUCCUUUAGAUAUCGACAAGAUGCUCUAGAAUGUCCAUUCGGAAGGACAGUCUAGAAAGAUGUCCUUUUCGUUCUGAGGUCCUCGUUCUUCAAAAUCCUUCCGUGACUACCUUUUGAACCAGUGGAUAGCCACGUCGGUAGCCCCCUCGGUCCUACGCUACACUUUAGCUGCUUCUCCUACUCCUACUGCGUAGUAACGCAGGAGUAUUGAAUCUAAAAAGGCGCCUACGUCGUAUCUCUUACCUACCUGACUUGCUACAUAUAGCUAAGAAUAGAGACAUAUUUGAAAAUAGAAGUUGACCAUGUGAUUGUAUCCGAGCUUGCUUCAAUCUAGGAACGCACUUUAAUGUGUUUGCGAGCUCAGGCCAAUUUGCACAUGUCAAGU
Messenger RNA from Marchantia polymorpha subsp. ruderalis, 1940 nucleotides. NCBI's taxonomy places the organism in Eukaryota, Viridiplantae, Streptophyta, Marchantiopsida, Marchantiales, Marchantiaceae. The record is from the annotation of a GenBank genome assembly.